AUGAAAUAUACCAAAUUAUACUCCGUCACAAUUUUUUUGUUCUUAACUUUUGUUCGAUUGGGUCGUACCCAAUUGGGAACUUUUAAUUACUACAAAAAUCUCUUGACAACAUCUGUUGAGCAGGCCUUAAAUUUUACGCCACCUACAAAUGCCUACAUGUAUAAACCUAAAAAUGAUACUAUACUAGACUAUGGUACCUAUGACUUUGUGAUAAUUGGUGCAGGAGUCAGUGGCAGUAUAAUAGCAAAUAGAUUGUCAGAAAUAACUACAUGGAGAAUUCUUUUGAUAGAACCAGGAGACUUUUCAGACGGAGGCUUAAUCCAAGUUCCUGGAUUUUUUAUGUACCAUAAUUCAACAAAAUACAAUUGGGCGUAUACAUCUGUACCUCAAAAAAAUAUUUGCCUUGGUAACCCAAACCAGACAUGUCCAAUUGCUCGAGGAAAAGGAGUAGGUGGAGGCUCUUUAAUCAAUGCACUUGUAUACUGUCGUGGUCCACCUGGAGAUUUCGAUAAAUUAGCAGGACUGGCUCCAAUAGACCUAUCGUAUCACGGUAAAGUUGGUUUAUUACAUGUGGAACAUGGAUUACCAAUGACUGAAUUUGGAAAACAAUUUUUUGACGCCAACCGAGAAAUGGGUUAUGAAUUGAUUGAUUACAAUGGACCGAAUAUGAUUGGAUCCACGUAUAUUCAACGAUUCACCAGACAUGGUGAACGAGAAGAUUUUGGAUCUAUAUUCAUAAGUCCUUACCUUGGAAGACCCAGCUUAAAAGUAAUUACGGGAAGUUACGUUAUUAAGAUUGAAAUAAAUAAAGUGAAUAAGGUGGCUGAAAGUGUUUUGUUCACAAAUGGGGUCAACACUUAUCGUGUAAAAGCUUCAAAAGAGAUUAUUCUAUCCGCUGGUACCAUUGCUAGUCCUCAAAUUCUCAUGCUCUCUGGUGUUGGACCCCAGAAGCAUUUGAAGGACGUGAAUAUUGAAGUUAUCCAAGAUUUGGAAGUUGGUAGUAAGUUGAAAGAUCACAUCGAUUAUCUACUCCCAUUUAGUUCAAAUAUGAAAUUUCAUCAACCAACCCUGUUCGAGGAAUUAUCGGAUUACUUCAAAGGAACUGGAUAUCUAACAUACCCUCCUUCAUUACCUCAAGCUUUAGGGUUUUAUCAAAUAAAUAAAACUGAAACCGGAGUGCCUGAUUUUGAAAUUUUUUCUUUGGUUCCUCAAGAUUUAACAGGAAUGCUGUACAACUCAGUGAAAGAUGCAAAUACUACAUUACAAUAUAUUGGUACAGAAUUUUUCACAAUUAAAUCGACUGGUACCUUGAGACUUAAGAAUAAUAAUCCUUAUGAAUAUCCAUUGAUAGACAUGAAUGCAUUUUCUGAUAAAAACGAUGAUGAUAUAGAUAUGGUAUACCAAAGUAUACGAUUUAUAUUCAAGCUCAUAAAUACCAAACCCUACAGAAAAUAUAAUGUCCAAUAUAUUGAUGAUAAUUCUUCAGCAUGUUCAAAAUAUCCAGUGAAAUCCAAAAAGUACUGGUACUGUAUAUUAAAAGAGAUAGCUUUCCCUGGACUACAUAUGGUAGGCACUUGUUGUAUGGGUAUUGAUCCUAAGAAGGGGGCCGUAGUAGAUUCAAAAUUGAGAGUAUUUGGCAUUAAAAAUUUAAGAGUUGCGGAUGCUAGUGUAUAUCCUGAACUUAUAGCAGGCCACUCGACAAUCCCAUGUGCUACUUUAGCUGAAAAAAUAAGUGACGAUAUUAAAAGAGAUCAUGGAGGAAUUGUAUUUGAAAACUAA
Molecule: messenger RNA, 1779 nt
Organism: Diorhabda sublineata
Lineage: Eukaryota; Metazoa; Arthropoda; Insecta; Coleoptera; Chrysomelidae
Product: glucose dehydrogenase [FAD, quinone]-like
Exons: 4
Coding region: 1-1779 (592 amino acids)
Molecular function (GO): oxidoreductase activity, acting on CH-OH group of donors; flavin adenine dinucleotide binding
Source: RefSeq, a predicted model, not a curated record